AUGAAGCACCGAAGUCGCAAACAGCAACCCUUCCGCCUCCUUGAUCUGCCUGCGGAGCUACAGCUGAAGGUGUAUGAGAAAUAUCUCGAGGAUGUAAAAUUCCGUGUUCACGAAACAACAAAAAAUCCCAACGGAUCUAGAGUUGAAAGAGUACCGGGGUUGAAUAUUGAGCUCGCUAGCCGCCAAUUUACCAAGUUCAUGCAUGAAGUCGACGCUCCGCGCUACGAAGACACAGCGGUGAGUCUGCAGAACCUCGCAAACGUCUUGACAUCACGUCAUACCGAUAGUCGUGUGCAAAUAUUCGUGACGGUGAAGUACGCUCAUAACAAGGACGAGGAGUCAGUGUUGACCAAGUUCACACACCACAUCAUCAGCACCAACGAGAUAAAGCUGAAGUUCAAAGAGGCCUCUUGCGCUUCUGGCCAUGGGAGGUGGAGCGAGGGCAUGAUCAAUCCACUGAUCGAGCUCAGUUGA
This is a messenger RNA of Lithohypha guttulata, 474 nucleotides long. RefSeq lists its product as uncharacterized. Bases 1 to 474 code for a protein of 157 amino acids. The transcript is spliced from 3 exons. The record is from RefSeq and is a predicted model, not a curated record. Lineage: Eukaryota; Fungi; Ascomycota; Eurotiomycetes; Chaetothyriales; Trichomeriaceae.